Molecule: messenger RNA, 1481 nt
Organism: Vollenhovia emeryi
Lineage: Eukaryota; Metazoa; Arthropoda; Insecta; Hymenoptera; Formicidae
Exons: 5
Coding region: 698-1354 (218 amino acids)
Source: RefSeq, a predicted model, not a curated record
CCUCCCGGCCUCCAGCGUCCCUCGCCCCCAAAAGAACAUAGACUGCAACGCUAGUGGCCAUUACAAGAACUACAAAAUUUCUUCACUAAGCGACCUACCCCCACCAUAUGAGUUGCAAACCUGUAUGUAAGAUCGUGGUGCACGUGCAACUACUGGUUGUGCUCUGAUUACGGGCAGUUCGGUUAUAUUCUCCAUGCCAUAGAACUUAUAAACAUGGAAGGGGAAUAGCAUAUACUCUCCGUGAGCUGAAACUGAGUCCAACAUCUGUGUGACAAGGAUAGAUAGAAGAUGACUUUGGUCCGUUAUGCGCAUGCGUUAAAUUCGUUGCGCAUGCGUUAGUGUAAUCUCGUUUUGGCCGCGCAUGCGUUAUUGUAAUCUCGUUUUGGCCGCGCAUGCGUAUUUCGAGGAAAAGUCAUAGAACGAGACAGAAUUCUAGUUUCUUCUGUCUCACUUCUUGGCUUCACUUGUGCCGAUCCGUUUCCCCUUCCAUGUUUAUAAGUUCUAUGCUCCAUGCCUACUGCUUUUUCACUCCAGUUUAUUACCUAUCCUAACCUAACUUUCUCAUAAAACAGAAAAAUAUCCAUGUUUUAAUACAACUUUUGUCACAUAAUUUUUCUGUUAAAUCAUAACUUCACAUAAUAUUUGAGUGUAAUCGAAUAAUUCUUCCAGACUUUUUCGAAAGAAAAAGAAUCGCACGAUGGAUUAUUCAAUUCUGCGUCCUGAUCUUCAAGAUCUUCUGAAUAAAUAUGAAGCAUUGCGCGAUAAAUUCUCUGCGCUGUGUGUUUUUAGCGAGCAACAGCAGAAAUCCUUAGAAUUUGAGCGUGAGCAAACGAACAAAAUGAAGAAUAAACUCAAUAACAUGCUAGGUUUGGUAUGUUUUGUUAUGAAGCGCCUGGAUUGUUACAAGACAAGAUUGAAUAAUCUAGAGACAAAGAAUAAGGAAUUAAAUUAUAAUUUAGCCGUUGCGAUACGUGAACGCGAUCAUGCCACACUCUUAAACAAUGCUACGGUUUCCGACUUACAGGAUCAAAUCGACCUUUUGAGCACGAAAAUAGCACAGCUCGAGAACGAGCAUAAACAGCAAUUACUGUUGAAAGAUAAAUUUAACAAGGAUGAAACUUCUAAAUAUAAACGUCUUUUGGAAAAUAUGAAGGCGAGGUCGUUUCAGAAACACAAUGCAGUAAGAAAGAACACGUGUAAGAAUUUAAAGGAGCAUCCUGCCUUGAUGGACGAAGAAAACAGGAAACGAAAAGGAAAACUAUAUGACGAAUUAUCGGAUUUAGAGGUUGAUAAAGUCGUCCGUAAAAGAAGAAGAUUAUUUCAAGAUGACGAGGAAAUGACUGACAUUAUUUAAAGAUGAUAUUAUUUAUACAAUCGAUAUGCGUAUGUAUAAAUUUUUAAUUGUAGUUACACAUACAUUCAUACGUAUAGACGUAUAGAUAUAUGUACAUGUACAUUUCAUAUAAUUUUUUUUUUAAUUU